GGUUGUUUUGUGGAAAAUAUUCUGAUAUUUUGAGGGCCCAUCUCUAGCUGCGGGUCAUAAAACUCCAGUAAUCUGCUCGACUACGUGAACCACCCAAUCCGACGAUUAGAUUGCUUAAGAAAUGGCCAGCGCACGGAACAUUUUGUUGCUCUCCUCGUCGCGUUUGCACGGCUAUGGAUAUUUGGAGCACGCCCGCGGCCAACUGGAGGAUCUCUUCAAGGGAGCCAAUGUGAAAACGGUGCUCUUUGUGCCGUACGCUCUGCGGGAUCACGACAAGUACACUGCCACCGUGCGGGAUGCCCUGCAACCCUGGGGAUACAAUGUGGAGGGUUUGCACACGAAAACGGAUCGGGAAAAGGCUUUGAAGGAGGCACAGGCCAUCUUCGUGGGCGGCGGCAACACCUUCGUCCUGCUGCGCACCCUCUACGAGAUGCAGUUGCUCGACCCGAUUCGGGAACUGGUGCUCCAACGUGGACUGCCCUAUGUGGGCAGCAGUGCGGGCACGAAUGUGGCCACCAGAUCCAUCCACACCACCAACGACAUGCCGGUGGCCUAUCCGCCGAGCUUCGAGGCCCUGGCCCUCGUCCCCUUCAACAUCAAUCCGCACUAUCUGGAGCCGGAGCUGGGCAGCCAGCACAAGGGCGAGACGCGGGACGAGCGGAUCGAGGAGUUUGUGGCCUACCACGGACUGCCCGUGCUGGGUCUGCGCGAGGGCACCAGUGUCCGUGUCCAGGGCGAGAAGGCCACGCUCCUGGGCGAUCGCCAUGCCAAGCUCUUCAAGCCUGAUGGCAAAGCUGAGGAGCUAGCCCCCCAAGCGGAUCUGAGUUUCUUGCUGCUGAAAUGAGUAUUCACCACGAACCACUUCAAACGAUUGAGUUAAAGAAAACAUCUAAAUUUAUUGUACAUAUGCACAUACAUAAUUUGUAUUAUUCUGCAAUAACAAUUCCUAUACAUAAAUAGUA
This is a messenger RNA of Drosophila elegans, 962 nucleotides long. RefSeq names its product probable alpha-aspartyl dipeptidase. The transcript has 3 exons. NCBI's taxonomy places the organism in Eukaryota, Metazoa, Arthropoda, Insecta, Diptera, Drosophilidae. Gene Ontology annotation, molecular function: serine-type peptidase activity. Bases 122 to 844 code for a protein of 240 amino acids. The record is from RefSeq and is a predicted model, not a curated record. Gene Ontology annotation, biological process: proteolysis.